Molecule: messenger RNA, 5326 nt
Organism: Moneuplotes crassus
Lineage: Eukaryota; Ciliophora; Spirotrichea; Euplotida; Euplotidae
Source: the annotation of a GenBank genome assembly
UUUAAAUCCUAAAAAGUGAGCAAUAUGAGUACUCACGAGAACACAGGAGAGAGCUCUCUCAAUGAUAACACCCUAACUGACGAACUUCUCAGUAGAGUUGCAGAGCUGGAGACAAAGUUUAGAGACCAAUUUGACCAUAAUCCUCUUCAGAAAAAUGUCUAUGAGAUUGUUUCUGAUCAAACAAAAGGCGAUAAUAUUGACCCAUACAUGCUUUGCGCCAUUUUCACAGAUUUUGCAGAAUCCUUCCUUGAAAAGGCCUUUGAUACAACCCAGACCAUUCAGCAAAAUGAUAAGAUGAGUAAAGAACUGUACAAGGCAAAUGACCUGAUUCGUCGUUUGACUGAUGAAAACGAGUAUCAUCUGGGCAAGCUCAAGUCUCUUGGAAAACAGCUGGAACUCUACAAGGAAAGCUGGAGAGGAAAGAUGACUGAACAAUCAGUUGAAAGACAGAUCUCAGACCUCCUCAAGCAGAAAGAUGAGGAGGUAGAAGACCUCAAACUCCAACUGACUAGCGUUGAACAAGAUUUUGCGCAAUUCAGAGUCGAGGCUAAGAAUAGCAUUGAAAAUAUGCCAGGAAUUGAAAACACACCAGCUAAGACAUUUGUUAAUGAAGAGAGCGAGCCAAAGCAAUUUAGUGAACUGAAAGGUAACGAUCCUUCAAAGUACAGAAUUCCUAAAUCAAUGAACUUCGAUCAGAUUUAUAAUGAACUCACUUGAAUGGAUCAUAAGACGCUUCUCGAUCAUUGAAUGGACCUAAAAGUAAAAAGCUUUAAUCAGAAUAAGCCUCAAGAGAGAUCUAAAAGCCGUUCUUCAAGUGCUGUGAGGAGCUCACAGCCCUGUUGAGUCCAUAAGACUCUAAUGCAGACUGAAAAGAACACUGAAAAUCUUGAGAAGAGGUAUAAAAGGAUUAAAAAGCUUGCUGAUGAACUUAUCACUCAAAAUGAAAUCUACCAAAAAGAUAUAGGCCGCUCAGAAAGGAUGAUCGAAAGCUUAGAAGGAAGAUUCAACGACCUAGUAGAAGACUUCCAGAAGUACAUCAAUGAAAAAGAUAGAGAAUUGGCUAUCAAAGAUGAUGAGAUCAGGAAGAGCAAGCAAACUCAGCAUGAAGAAAGCGAAGAGAACUUCAAUUCUCUCAAUGUUGACCCAGAAGAACGCAACAAGGCUCUAGAAAUUUAUGAGAAAAUUAUGAAGCAAUACGAAGCUGCACACGAGAGGGAUGAAGCUCUGUUAGAAAUCAUCAAGCAGUACAUUUAUGAGAGGAAGCAACCAAAUAUAGCAUAUGGCAUUUGGGAAGCUGCUGAUUUUGCACAUUGAAACAACAUUGAGAAAACAUACAAGCUGAUGAAAGCUCUACUCCAAGAUUGCUACAUUCCUGUGAAGAGACCUCAAGCAGAAGAAAUCGAAGAAAAGCACAGCUUCUCUUUUAGAGAAGGCCAACUUAAGGAAAGCUUUGAUAAAGAGAGAAGGAUGAAGGAUGAGCGCCUGGAAGAGAUGAAGAAUACUCUUGAGUCGAGAAACCAUGAGGUUCUUGAACUCAAAGAUAUCAUCAGGCUCAAAACCCAAGAGUAUGAACUUCUCAAGCAGAAGUUCAAAGAUUAUGAAGUAGAAGUUCUUAGUGGAGAUGGUAUGAAGAGCACAGGAAAUCUCAAAUCAAACUCAAAUUCAGGUCAGAGUAGCCCUAGGAAAUCAAAAUCUCAAUCAAAUAGAAAAUCACUUGACAAGGCGAUCAAGCCUUAUAUCAAAAACAAGAGGGAGGAUGCCAAUUUGCAUCAAAGGAUAACUUAUCUUGAAGAAGAAAAUAAACGACUCAAGAUGAUGAGCAAUCAGAAUGACCUGGUGAGGCAAAGCCAACCUGGUGGUUUUGAAGACAAUCAAACUCAUGAGAAUGAUGCAACUGUGAUCAUUGGAGGUGUGAGCCACACAGGGCUUAAUGCUACAGAGGAGCAUACUAGUUUUAAGAAUGCCAAACUUGAUAUGAGCCCUAUUCAAACCAGAGACAGGGAUGCUAGCGCUGCUGAUGAAACCAUUCUGGGAGUAUUUGACCCGACAGGUAGUAAGAACAGAAAUAGCAACCGCAAACUAAUGUUCGAUGAUCAAGAUUAUGCAAGCAAAGAGAAUCUAUCAUCCUCCACUCCAGAUAUGAACUACACUAGAAGCAACAAAGAAAGUCUUUAUAAAUCAGAAGAUGGUCUCAUAGAGAAUUUAAAGAAUGACCUAAAUGAUAAAAUGGGGAUUAUCGACCAAUUGACCUCUCAAAUUAAUUACUUCACAAAGAACUCAAAGGAUUACUCGAGCCCGAGGUUCAAUGACCCUCAGAAUACUACUAGGCAUAGAAUAAAGGAUCAAGCAGAGGUCUUAGAGAAUAUCUCAGGCAGAAUGAUCAGGAAUUUGGAGAACACAGAAGCAAUCAAUGUGUAUUUUACUGAUAAAUUUGAGAAUCUCCUGGAAGACCCCAGAGAUGCCAACACUGAGCUCGAGAGGAUUUCUUCCUUUGAGAAGGACACUUUGGAACAGGAGAUCACAGAUGACUCACAAAUAUUGGAUACAAUGGAAGCUCUGAACAAAUUAUUGCAAAAAUCUAUGAGAAAUUUGGAGGAUUUGUACACAAAACUUAGGAAAUGCCAAGACCCAAAGCCAGAUGAUGUUGAUCCAGAGCAAGAAAAGAGAAUGCUGCACGUUAAAUCUAACCAUGAACUGUUUUUGAUAAAGGACCUCACUGAAGAAGUCACCAGGAUUAUCAGAAACUCUAAGAUUACGAAAGAAGAGUUUGACAGGGUUUAUUUUUCAAUUAUUCCAAGAGGCCACCAAUCUGAGUCAGACUUCAGUGAAUUAGAAAGAUCUGAUUUCACUCAAAACAGGGACAAAAUGACUAAAAUAAGCUCUAUAAAACAUUUCAUGGGGGAUAUGACAGGUUUUAUUGAGCACCUGGAAAGACUUUUCCAUGAGAUCAUUGACAGAUCUACCACCAUAAUUGAUAAUGGAGAUUUGAUCGAGCAAAAUUACAUUAGACUUCUUGAGAUUGCGAAUGGCAAAUCAGAUCAAAAGAAAAUGAUCUGAGAACUUCAUGCUCUUAAUGAAGACAAUCUGAGAACUAUUAUGAAGCUAAGGAAAGAAUUGAUUUGAACUAAGAAAGCCAAUAAUGACCAGAAAUUACCCACAUUGGAGUUAGAUAAGGUAGAUAGCAACAAAGGACCUCAGAGUGUUGUCAUUCAUGAUACGGACUUUAUUGAUCAGCCAGGUAGAAGACACUUUUCUGCCUCUUUGCGUUCUAACAUAGAGAAGGACACUUUCUUAUCCAAGAAGUUACAGGAGGCUGAUAUUCAUAUUGAUAAACUCAAAGACGCUUUGCAGGAUAAAGACAGGGUGAACCAGGCACUCGAAAAUGAAAUAAUGCGGAAAGACCAGACCAUAAAACUUCUCAACCAGAACUAUGAGAGCACUCAUCACAGAGAGAUUGACUCCAAGCAGGAGCUGAACCUUGAAAUCCAGCGUCAGAGGAAGGAGUUCCAGAAACAAAUAGAAGAUCUGAACUGCCAGCUUGAUAAGAAGUGCACUCAGGUUCAGGAUUUGGUCAGUGAGUUAUAAAUCAAAAAGACAAAAUGCUUAGAGACAACUCCUCCCAAAAACAAGGAGAAUAUGACUCACAAAAAGUUUUGGAUGAUAACAAGAGAAUGUAUCGCGAAAUUACUGUGAUAAAAGAUGAGGCAAAUAAAUAUAAAUUGAGGAUAAAUCAGAUGUAUAAUGAGCUAGACUCAUAUAAGGCUUCACUAGCUUCUUUAGAAAGCCAAAACAAACGUCUGAAAGCUCUGAAUGAUGAGCUCAACAAGACAUUGGCUGAUGAAAGAGUUUCCAACGAGAGAGGGAGAGACCGAGUUCAUGACCAAAUGUCAAAAAUGUCGAAUAAAGUCACUGAACUAGAAGAAGUCUCAGAAUCGAUGGAAAACUCUAAAAGAGAUUUUAUGAAGAAAAGCGACUAUCUCAUGCAAAGACUUCUAGAUUUAAGGGAUUACGUCAUUUCUGGAGACCUUCAAACUUCAAGAGGAGGACCAGCUCCAGGAACUGUAAGGAGCAAUCUUUCUCAAAUGUUCAGCUCUGUUUCUCGCAAUCCAAUGGAGUUGAACAGUAAUGAUGACAGCGUUGAAGAAAUUAUAAGAGACAUAAAGGCCAAGCUUGAUGGAUACAAAUGUAAGGUGACAAAUUAUCAAACAGCUAUCAAUAGAUUACAAGCUGAAAAGCAAAAUCUUUACCAAAGCGUAAACAAGCUGCAGGUUGAUAAAUCUCAAGGCUUUAGUACACCUGUGACUAAAGCUGCUAAUUCAUCAGUAAAGAAAAGCUCAUUGGAAGAGCUUGAUGAUAAACCAAAUCAAAAAGAGGGCCAAAAGACUGAUGCUAUGGUUGAAUACCUGCGGACUGAGAUCUCUCAUCUCCGUAAGAAAGUCAGUCAAAAUUUGUUAACGAAGGAACAAACCUCAGACAUCGAGGAAAAGGCAGCCCAAUUUGGACAAUUUAUGAGCGAGAUUUAUAGGCCAGGAAAGGACCUGAUCUACCAGUUAUGAACUGACCCUCACCUUUCAGAAUCCUUCUUUUAUAAGGAAGGCGCUGCUUUUAAGGGUAUGGAUCCCAAGUUUUGCCUCGAUGUAGCCAAGAUUUUUGAUAUUUCUAAUGAAAAGAUCGUUGAUUUACGCACAGUUUUGGAUCAUAAAGAGCAGGUUAUAAGAGAGCUUGACCGUAAAGUUAUUGAGCUACGCAUGAAAUUUACUCAGCAAGAGCAAGCUAAGAAGGAAGCAGAAAGCACUUAUAACCUCAAAGUCAAGGAAAAUUUCCAGGGAUUGGAUCAACAGUGCAGAAAUUUUGCAUCAAAUUUGAAAGUUCUAUCAGCUAAGUAUGAGGAAGAGAAGAAGAAGUGCAGCCGUUUAGAUGAAGAAAAUGUGUAUCUCAAGAAAACCCUAAAAUCCUCUCAAAAAGACCUAGAUGACCACAACAUUCUCAAAUCCAACUUCGAAGCCCGCCUGAAAAUAGCUAAGGAAGAAGGCAUGCGCCAAGGUAGAUGAGAAGGAAUCAUGGACAGUAAAAUGAACGAAUACAUCACAAAGUACAAGCAAGACAUCGAGCAGCAGGCUGACCAAAUAGUUGAUCUAAAGCUAACCAUUGAAAAACUGACUCACUCCAACACCAGGCUUAAGGCCCAAGUUGAAAAACUGAACGGCCAGAUCUCAACAGAACGGAAUCUUCAAAAGACCUUGAGUAAGGAAGUAGAACAACUUACUGUGGAAGUGCAGGCUCUGAAGAGAGAGCAGCAGGAUUAGUAUGAUUUUUUGACGUUUUG